UCAUUUCCGACGCGCGCCCUCACGGCGCUAACAGUGAGCUUAAUCGACUCCUUGUCAUCAUCUACUACUCUGUAUUAACACAGUCGGGUGUCGCCAGGAUUUCUGCACUACCAUCCGAUCGUGCAAUCGUGACUUUUUCUCCGAUUUUCUUUGAACUCCGACACGCCAUACGUGCGUAGCAUCGGCGGGUCGUUUUCAUCGAAGUUUCCCCCCCUGGAGGAAUGCAUCACCCCGGCCCUUGUUAGCGCGGAGCUGGCUGUGAAACUUUAAUCCCCGAUAGCCGAUCAGGAUGAAAUUGCAGUGCGAUGUGGAGGUGGUCAACCGUAUGCUUCCCACCUUCGGUCUGAAAAGUCGCGGCAAGGGGGUAAGGGCGGUGCUGUCCAUCGGGAAGAACUUGGACAAGACCAAUCAACGCUGUAAUGUCUACUUGAUGAUCUGCACCGCCAAGGACAGAACAGGAUCCAAGUAUAAGCUCAAAGACAACAUUGAGAAGUUCUUCACGUGGUUUGUAGAGGAGGGCAAGGCCACGGUGAGAUUAAAGGAACCUGCUGUCGACAUCUCGCUGAGCAAGGCCGACGCAAACAGCUUGAAGAACUUCCUCUCGGCCGCCCGCUUGGCGGACAAGGGGAGCGGAGCCAGCAGCCUGCCGCUCUCCACUCUCACGCCCGUCCGCGCUAGGGAUGUGGAGCAGCCCAAGAAGAAGAUGACCAUCGUCUCCAAGAAGGACUACCCGCUCACUUGCAACUUCCCGUACUCCCUGGAGCAGCUUCAGGUGUCCUACUGCAAGCUGUCGCGCAUCGAUACGCGCAUGCUGUCACUGAAAGCUCUUCGCAAGCUGGACCUCAGCAACAACCACAUCAAGAAGCUCCCGGCCACCAUCGGCGAUCUGGGCUGCCUGUCCGAGCUGAUCCUCCACAGUAACCACCUGGAAACUUUUAGCGAGGCCCUCUGUCUGUCCACGCUGCAGCAGACCCUCCAGCUCCUGGACCUCAGUCAGAACCGGUUACAAUCGCUUCCCGCUCAGUUCUGCCAGCUCCGUGAGCUGGUGAACCUCAAGCUGGAUGAAAAUAAGCUCAUCUCUCUGCCCUUCCACUUGGGACGUCUCGCUAAAUUGAGGUUCUUGUCGGCGGCCCACAACCAGCUAGCCGCGCUGCCCGGCAACUUCCGCAAGCUGAAACUGGAGAACUUGGACUUAUUCGGAAACCCGUUCGUCCAGCCCAACCCUCUGGAUGACACCAUGCGGCUGGCCUUCCCGGUUCCUCUUCAAGAGCUAGCUUCCAGGGCUGUAGCUAACCUCAGAAUCCCAUACGGACCUCACCUCAUCCCCACUCACUUGUGCCGAGACCUGGAAUUGGCCAAGCUUUGCGACUGCGGCCGCUUCUGCGUCAGUUUUUACAUCAAGACGUGCGUGAGCAUGAACCUGCACCAAGUUUCUCACACGGUGGUUCUCGUGGACGAUAUGGGAGGGACGGACGCUCCCGUGCAGCAGUACUUUUGCUCCCUUUCUUGCUAUUCCGAAUUCUUGGACAAUUCUAUCCAGAGGGGAAUCAGAUGAGGAUGGCGAGGACGUGACACUUUUUGAACUCUGGACGCUGUUGGGGGCUCAGUAUUUUAUUUCUAGAAAUAAGAAGUGGCAAAAAGAGGAGGCAAACGUAUCUACUCCAGCUGAAUUGUCCUGCAUCCUUCUACUGACCUAUUUGCAUAAUGCAAUUAGGAUGUGCUGUGACCUCAUUGCCUCUCUCUCUUUUUCUCUACCAGAAGGCUAAAUAAAGAGUUUGUGUUGUGCUCGUGACCUACUAUUUUUCUAUAUGUUGAAAAUUUCAAUAAAAGUAUUUGUUUCAAGAA
Syngnathus typhle (broad-nosed pipefish) is the source of this 1845-nucleotide messenger RNA. It is a transcript of the gene lrr1, whose product is annotated as leucine rich repeat protein 1. Bases 290 to 1555 code for a protein of 421 amino acids. NCBI's taxonomy places the organism in Eukaryota, Metazoa, Chordata, Actinopteri, Syngnathiformes, Syngnathidae. The transcript is spliced from 5 exons. The record is from RefSeq and is a predicted model, not a curated record. Gene Ontology annotation, molecular function: protein binding.